AUGUAUUCCACCUCCAUUUCCACUCUCACGUUCUUUGCUUCUUCCGUCCUCAUCAUCUCAGCCUUAUUCCACCCAUGCUCCGCCACAAUCCCGCGGAAACUAGCCCUUGUACAAACACCAGCCACUGUCCUCAAAUACCACAAAGGAUCAGUUCUUCAUGGCAAUAUCACCGUUAACCUCCUUUGGUACGGCAAAUUUUCUGCCAUCCAGAAAACCAUAAUCAUUGAUUUUCUUGAAUCACUCAACUCCCACCUCCCAACUCCUCCCUCCGCCGCGGCAUGGUGGCAAACCACAGCGAAAUACAAAGGUGGGUUGCGGAGUAUUCAGCUAGGGAAACAGACAGUGGACGAAAAAUGCUCGCUUGGGAAAUCACUUAAAGAUUCUCAUCUCAUUUAUUUGGCUUCAAAAAAUAAAGGUUUUAAUCAAAUCAGCUUGGUGUUGACGGCAGCCGACGUCGGUGUCGCUGGGUUUUGCAUGAACCGAUGUGGGACUCACGGGUCAACUCGGGUGAACAAGGGCCAUAACUUUGCGUACGCGUGGGUUGGUAACUCGGUGACACAGUGUCCGGACCAAUGCGCCUGGCCCUUUGUUCAACCGACAUUUGGUCCGAAAAUGCCGCCGUUGGUGGCGCCAAAUGGUGACAUCGGCGUCGACGGCAUGGUGAUUAACAUCGCGACGGUUAUGGCGGGAACGGUGACGAACCCGUUUGACGGCGGGUAUUUUCAAGGUCCGGCCACUGCUCCGUUGGAAGCAGUUACUGCAUGCACCGGAAUAUUCGGGUCGGGUGCGUUUCCUGGGUACCCGGGAAAGGUCUUGGUGGAUAAGAAGACGAAGGUUAGCUAUAAUGUGCAGGGUGUUAAGGGGCGUAGGUACUUGUUGCCGGCUAUGUGGGACCCUGACACUUUGACGUGCAAAACACUUGUGUGA
This is a messenger RNA of Lactuca virosa, 927 nucleotides long. The record is from the annotation of a GenBank genome assembly. Lineage: Eukaryota; Viridiplantae; Streptophyta; Magnoliopsida; Asterales; Asteraceae.